UGGAAUAACAAAGAAAUAUUGAUUAAAUUGUACAUAUUUAUUUUUACAAUUAUGCGCCGAUCAUAAAAUAAUCGCGAGAGCCGGCGGCGCCCGCGCGAUAAACAUAUUCUGAAAAAGCAUUAGACGCCGGCGAUCGCCUCGGAGCUCGAAGUCAGAAAACGUUAGAUGGGGGAAGAGGCAGAGGAGAAAGGGACAAACUCAGCCGCGAACGUAGCCGAGUGCGCGACGGCUCACGCCGAUCGCAGCCGAGCGCGCGUGCCUCACGGAUAGGGGGAGUGCGAUGUGUGCGUGAGCGUGCCCGGGCUUGAAAUCGCAUCACAGGACUGGCCAUCAUCAGGGGGCCACUUUUAAUUGGUCCGACUGCCACCAGACGACGCAACGAUUUUGUAAUACAGAGUUCUUUUAUAUUUAAGUUUUUCUAAGUUCUUUUUCAGUAAUUAGAGCCACCGCACAAGCUUUUUCGUAACACGAUUUAUUUACAGGUAUGCAACUUUUAAACCCAAAAAUCUGCCUUUCUAACACUACCAGACCAAAAUUUUGUGAUCUUCCCUUUAUUGAUAUAUUUAUUAAUGCAAAUGAUUUGAGUACAGCUGAAGUUGAAUACAAUUCAUUAAUUAAUGUUAACUGGAAUUUUUUAUACGGAAAUAAUAUAUUUGAAAGUAGUUUUAGUUUUUGGCCUAUUGUAGCACAACAUAAGAAUGCUGGAAAUUUUUUAGCUUUUAAUACAAUAGCACAAUAUGUUUUGAAAAUUCUAACUUUGCCAAUGUCAAAUGCAGCGGUCGAAAGGGUCUUUAGUGUUAUGAAUGCAUCAAAGGACAAAAUGAGAAACAGAAUGGCAACUGAAAUGUUAAAUGCACUACUCAUGAUUAAGUCACAUUGUUAUGCAAACCAAUUUUGUUGUAGAAAUUUUGUUUGCACACAGCAAAUGUUGGAAAACUUUAAUAAUAAACAUAUGUAUUUAUGUAAAAACACAAAUGCGUUUGAAGAUGAGCAAUAUAAAGAAGAUAUGUAUAUCGUAGAGGCUGUGAAUGAAGAUAAUAAUGUUGACAAAACUACAAACUUUUGUAGUUCAAAAUAAAUUAUAGAAUAUGCUACAGAAUAAGAUGCAUGAUUAAAAUAUACUUUUAUAGAGAAAUAAAAUCUCGUUUUCUUUUCUUCGCACAUUCGCAUUCUUGUCAAUUAAAAAAUAUCGAUUUAACUGUAAUACUACUACCUAACUAAUUAACUUUAUUCAGUUUUUUUAGAUAACAUAAUAGAAGUACACAAAAUAAUAGAAUAUUUACGAUUAAAAUCUUUUUAGUUCCAUGAAAUGAGUAUUGUUAAAAAUCUGUCCUGUAAUAUGCUUUUAAAAUGUUUUCAAACGUUUUGGUGCAAAAAUGUUGCCAGGACUGGCGCAAUGUGGCGCAUUCGGUUGCCAGGACUGGCGCAUUGAUGUAUCUAAAACCUGGCAACCCUGUGACGAAGCAAGAAUAGAAAUGAACCUAACCGAACAACUGAAUAAAGGAGGAGCCAGCAGCCCGGACAGCGUCUGGAAUUGGUUGAAAAGAGAGGAACUGAGCACACUCUAGAUAGUAUAUGAAUUUAUUAAGAAAAUAGGAAGAAUAAUAUAAGAAAAGAGGGAGGCGGGGUAAUAACCCUGCAAAGAUAAGAGAUAUGUCAUAUAUCUGCAUCAGAUCAGACACAAUAAACCUCCAAAAAAAAAAAAACUUUAGCGAUUAAUAUCUCGCUUCCCGGAGCAGAGCGACGCUUUUUUUGUUAGAUUCGUUCGUUUGAAGCAAAAUCGCGUCGAAUAAGCACAACUACAUCGAUAUUUGAAUACCAGUGCCUAAACUGAAUCAUUACCAUUACCAAGAAAAGAGUGAAUGGUGAGGAGAGAAAUGCUUGGAAUUUACAAAGUGCUCGACAGAAUAUACAUAUAUGGACUCUAAAGCCUAUGUAUGCUGCUGUUGAUAAAUUUACCAAAAUUCAUCCCUUUUUAAAUUCAGCGAACCAUCAUAGAGAAUUGGCAGUACAAUUUAUGUCAAAAGGAUUACCUGAAAGUGUACUUUCUAGUUUUUCAAGUAUGUCACUAUUUUAUGGCAGGCCAGCAAAAGAGUCUAGGAUGCUCAAGGAGGGGGAGGAGACUUUGAUACUCACCGAAGACGACAACAAACCCUUGUGGAUUACUUGGAGACCAGCAAAACAUAACGGCUCUUACGUAUACAUCAACAACGCAAUGAUCCUCUCCAACCAGAGCAACGUUAAAUCAACGUUAAAAGUCAAGGGCAAAACCGUGAUUCAGAUCCUGCACAUCAUAAACGAGGUGCUGGAGCCAGUACAAUACAAUUCAAAUUAUUUGAAAGAAAAGUCCACUUAUAAUCCAAACGCUUUUGACGUUUUAAACCAGAUCGAGAAUCUCAAUUUGAGUGACUAUCGCGUACGUACUUUCCGACAGAGGGUCCUCAUCGAACAGAAGAAAUAUAUCUUCACGACGGAGGGUCGUUAUACCUUUUUCAUCCCCGUUGAUGAGGGUUUCAAGCCGGAGCAGAGAUCGUAUAAAAUCGAUCAACUAGUAAUUGAAGAUCAUAUAUUACCAAAUAAGAUCCUCUUCACCGCACCGACGCCGGAGAAAGUGCAGUAUCAGACCCUCGAGUUCUACAACAAACUGCCAGUCGUCGUCAGUUUUUUCAAGUCACAAAAUAAAGUCUACGUGCGGUCGGACACAUUGGUGGGCGUUGCGUCUCAUCAAUCAGGAAUGGUGCUGGCGGAGAUAGUCAAGGCAAAUAUUCCCGUACGCAACGGCGUAGUUCAUCUGAUAGAACGGCCGCUCACGGUCGUCGGCAGCACCUUGAAGGAUUUCCUGGAGGAAAACAAAAAUGGACCGGUGGGCAAAUUUUACGAGAUAAUUCACAAUUAUGGGGGCGAGAUUAUGAGUUCCAUCAGUCACCUGAAUGAUGUUACUCUGUUUGUGCCCAGCAAUGACGCGCUGGAUAAGACAGAUGUGAAAAAGAUGCUGCAGGACAAGAACUGGUUGAGAGAAAUCCUUAAACUUCACUACGUCAAGAAGCGGCUGACCCUUGAGGAAAUCGAAGACAAAGCCAUCAGGCUGGACAAAACUUUAAGCAGGAAAUGGUAUGACGGGGUGCCGACCGCCGCCUACAAUAAAAUGCUUUACUUCGACGUGGUGUGGAGAUCAACGGAGAUUUCAACCGUCACCGUAGAGGGCAGCGGUGGAAACGCUACUAUUAUUAUCCCCAACAUCGCCAUUACUAAUGGGAUUGUUCAUGUAAUCGACAGAGUUCUUGGAGUACCCUCUACUGAUGUCCUUGACAAACUCGGGACUUAUCAGGGGCUCAACUUGACUCACUUUCUGGGCCAGCAAUGCGGAUUUAACAACCAAUUGAACAAUACCAAAAAAUGGUUUACCUACUUUGUUCCGCUCGACGAGGCCUGGACAAACCCGGAAAAUAAUGAUUUGUCAACCAUUAAGAAAGUCUUUAUGCCCAAGUACAGUUAUUACGCGAAGAAGAUAUUGGCGCGACACCUCAUAAUAGCCAACCAGACGUAUAGAAUGACGAAACUGAUGGAAAUGAAUCUAAACUUCAAGGUCAAGGUAGAAAACGAAGAAAAUUACCGUUACGCCAAUAAGGUUGCGGAAAAGACGGGCGCUUGUUAGGCGACCGGGGCGUCGGCGGCUCCGACAACCAGCUACACAGCCCUAAAAAUGGUACAGGAGGAGGUUCGGUGCGGUUGCGGAUGGAGUCGGGAAGGCGAGAGGACUAUCAAAAACGUAAUAUCAAUUAAACGAAUAAGAAUAACUAUUACAUUUGGCGAGUUGAACACGUACAGAAUCUUAACGCUCAGUCGAGCGGCGGUCACUACCCACGCACGUGUCGAGCGGGUGAUCGCUCGCGAUUAAAUCUCCCGAACACAGGAACGAAUAUCGAAACGCAGCUUCACGUGUACGAAGAUUCUCCGGCGCACAGUGGGACCAAAGCUCUGUUUGAGUGGACAAAACUUUAUAAAUAAAAGUUAUUGCCGGAACUUCUGAUUAUUUUUAUUUUAUUUAGAAAUGUUCAAAGCAUAUGAAAACAGAUGUCAUUUUAUGAAUCAUUGUCAGAAUAACGAUAAAACCAGGCUCAAAGUCCGAGAUUGUGAGAGACUUCGAAACGUUUCAUAAAUCGUAGUAGUAACACGUUUGUUUGAUAAUCCUA
Messenger RNA from Monomorium pharaonis (pharaoh ant), 4193 nucleotides. RefSeq names its product fasciclin-1. Gene Ontology annotation, biological process: extracellular matrix organization; cell adhesion. Bases 1934 to 3655 code for a protein of 573 amino acids. Lineage: Eukaryota; Metazoa; Arthropoda; Insecta; Hymenoptera; Formicidae. Gene Ontology annotation, cellular component: extracellular matrix. The record is from RefSeq and is a predicted model, not a curated record. The transcript has 13 exons. Gene Ontology annotation, molecular function: cell adhesion molecule binding.